Messenger RNA from Brassicogethes aeneus, 2781 nucleotides. The record is from the annotation of a GenBank genome assembly. NCBI's taxonomy places the organism in Eukaryota, Metazoa, Arthropoda, Insecta, Coleoptera, Nitidulidae.
CUAGUGGAUAAAAAUAAUUAAAGCAUGUUUGCUGCACAUUGGUAUCCCUAUAGUUAAGGACAUUCUUUCAUAGUACAUUUUACACGUUUACCUUAAGAAUCAACCAGUACAACCGAAAUUAAAUCGACAUAAUUUGUUGUAUAUGACGGUAGCGGUUGCCAUGAUUGUUUCAAGCGUCACUAGAUCUGAGCGAUGUGAAAAGUUUUUUUAAAUAAUGUGUGUUUUUUGGAUGGUUAUCGACUAUAAAUUGCAUCGUUUUUGUCCAAAGUGAUUCAGAAUGGUUGUGGAUGUACCAUUGAAAUCCCAUUUUAAAAUGCAACCUGUUGGCAUGAACCCAAAGGAAUUGUCAGAGAACGAUGAUCUGGCUACAUCAUUGGUAUUGGACCCACAUUUGGGGUUCACCACACACAAAAUGAACGUGCGAUUUAGGCCCUUAAAAACUAACACCACAGAACUGAAAAGCAUCAUAGCUGAUUUUAUAGCUAAUCAAAAUUAUAGUAAAACUUACGCUAGAAUUUCUAAGGGUGAGUGGAUGCCUAGGAUUAAAACAAAAAUUCCACAGAAGAAAUUGGAAGAACAUAUUUACCGAUAUUUACGCGUUUUUGAUAGAGAGUCGGGUUUCGUAAUAGAACCAUGUUUUCGUUACUCAUUGGAAGGCCAAAAGGGGGCAAAAAUAUCAUCAACAAAAAAAUGGUACAAAAACGACAAAAUCGAAUGUCUGGUAGGUUGCAUAGCAGAAUUAACCGAAGAGGAGGAAAAACAACUGUUGAAUCCGGGAAAAAACGACUUUUCAGUCAUGUACAGUUGCCGAAAAAAUUGUGCGCAGCUUUGGUUGGGACCUGCUGCUUAUAUUAAUCACGAUUGUAGGGCAAACUGCAAGUUUGUUGCCACAGGACGGGAUACAGCUUGUGUUAAGGUAUUGCGAGACAUUGAAGAGGGCGAAGAAAUAACUUGUUUUUAUGGCGAAGACUUCUUUGGCGAUAAAAAUUGCUACUGCGAGUGCGAGACUUGCGAACGACGCAAAAUGGGGGCGUUUGCAAAAGAAGCUGACCCGAAAGAGGAAAAUGGUUACAGACUGAGAGACACGGACAAUAGAAUCAACAGGACUAAACAAAAAGUACAGGGUAAAACGAACAACAAUAACAAAGAGCCGGCGGAGGUUUUCAAUCAGCGGUUACAGCCGCCCGAAAACGGAAAAGUCUUAACGCCGCUCAGCAUGAAGGAACUGCGCCAGAAAGGCCUCACCAAAUACGAUGCCGAGAUGUUGAUCGCGCAAGGAUGCAAGUUUUCCGAUAUUGAUUCUCUAAAUGUGUGUGCGAGUUCAAACGUCACCGAAACUGUGAUAGACAACGGCGCGGACAUAAGCGCGCCGGAAGAGGGCGACGCGUCCGUCGGUUCGGACUCGAGAGCGUCGCGCUUGCGCAGGAGGCAGGCGCGACAAGCAAACCAAGAGCUUAUGCAAACGGCGGGGCGCAACGUUUCCAGAUCGAACCUCCUUGACGAUUUGCAGAGCAACGCCAGUAGCUGUCCGAGCACUUUUAGCGACACGGACCCGGUGGCCGACGGCGGACAGCAAAACAAGCAGUUCAACGACUGCCACGAGAGUGGAAAAGUCAUUACAGACGAUAUAGUGAAGCCAACCCGCACACUGCGCAGCAGCGGCCCUCUAGAAGACCUACCAGCAAAAACUCAAGCUACCGACUGCAACCAGAACGGCUUGACCGCUCUGCCGGAAAAACCCGAACCGAUGCUUGUCGUGGAGCUCGCUCGACCUCGCCGCACUACUUCGAAAAACGCGCGGCGUCGGAAAGCGAACGCGCAUCGGCGCACCAAAAGGAAGCUCAACAACGGGGAUGCAGUCUGCCAGAAGGAAGAAGAUGUUUAUGAUUUUAAUGAUGACGAUGCUUUGGCGACCGCAGUUGACGACCUAAUUCUGCGCAAGGAUAAGGCGAGAGCGAGUGAGUGUGGUGAUAUGGAAUAUCGUGAUAGUAACAGCAGCAGUGUUGGCUUGGAGUCGUCCACGAACUCCGAAGAAGUAACACUCGACGCAACACCGCCAGAUACGAGAAAGAAGACUGAUGAAGUGGCAAAAUCUUCGCCGCCAGCGUUCGACGGCUGGUCCGCUAACACGAGGACGGGGACGCCACCGCCACCAACGACGAUGACGGAGGUGGUGGAAAGGCGUCCGCCUUCGGAUGCCAGCGUGCGGACACCGGAAAAAGGCGGUGGAGGACUGAAGUUGACUCUGCGCAUGAAGAGGAGCCCCGUGCUGGACGAGGUGAUCGAGUCCGGUACAAGUCUGGGCGAGGAGUGUUACGAGCGCGAGUACGAAGUGCUACGACUUGAAGGCGUGGGCGACCUAUCCUACACACCGUACUCACACCGCAAAAAGCGUCACAAAUCGAAAGACCGCAAGCGCGAGCGACGGCUGAGGGCGGCCGCCGCCAUUAGCGGUACCGACCCGCAAGCCGCCUCUGAAGUGCCGCACGUACCAAUGAAACGUUUGCGCCUGAUUUUCGGCAAGGAAAGCCACACGAUUGACAUACCGUCCAGCAGCAGUGACAUCGGAAACCCGGCAGGUGCUGGAGGCGGUAGCGCAACCGCGAACUGUCACAUUUGAUCGUGGCGGCUGCGCCCCCCGCGACCUUUCACCGGCUUGGGCAGCAUUGUGCAGAUGGUAUUGUGGUCGAAAUAAUAAAAAAUUAACCUACAAGGUAUGGUAUCUUUUUGUUUUCCUUUCGUCUUUACCUUUCGUCGGAAGGUUGUUUCGAUAUAUUGAUU